This is a messenger RNA of Vicia faba (fava bean), 1149 nucleotides long. The record is from the annotation of a GenBank genome assembly. Lineage: Eukaryota; Viridiplantae; Streptophyta; Magnoliopsida; Fabales; Fabaceae.
AUGUUCCAUCCUCCCUUUCGCUUUCUCACAUUCCCAUGCACAAAACCACCUCAACUAAACAUUCACCUCUUCCUUUCCCUUCCCGCACCAACCUUACUCUGCUCAUCACUCAACGAUGCUUCCUUUUCCAUCCCUAAAUCAACCCAGUUUGGUUAUAGUCCUCCAGAGGAUCUCUUUGGACUUGAGGUGGAAUUCAAGCCAAGGAAAGCGAACUCGCAUAUAAGAGAACCAAGGUCAUGGUUUGGACCAAAUGGACAAUAUAUCAGAGAGCUACCUUGUCCAAGUUGUCGAGGAAGGGGUUAUACUCCUUGUACAGAAUGUGGAAUUGAGAGAUCUAGAUCAGACUGUCCAAAAUGUAAUGGAAAGGGUUUACUGACUUGCCACCAGUGCUCUGGAGAUUGUGUUAUAUGGGAAGAAUCAAUCGAUGAACGGCCAUGGGAGAGAGCUCAAUCAAUAUCGCCACUCAAAGUGAAGGAAGACGAUGAAGUUGACAAAUUGGACAUAAAGCUAGAUGCAAAGAAAAAAUCUAAGCGUGUUUACCAGUCACCAUCUCCUGAAGUUGGAUUGAAGAUUAGUCGUUCUUUAAAAAGUCUCAAUGCCAAAACCGGUCUAUUUAGCAAACGGAUGAAGAUCAUUCACCAGGAUCCAAUUCUUCAGGCUCAGAGAGUGGUUGCUAUUAAGAAAGCCAAGAGAACCGUUUCAGCUAGAAAGCAUGCUUCCAAAACUAUGAAUGCAUUCUUCAGCGAUCCAAUAAACCGUCAGAAAAGGAGCAUCGCCAUGAAAGGAGUGAAAUUCUACUGUCAAAACUGUGGACGUGAAGGACAUAGGAGACACUACUGUCCGGAACUCAAGGACGGUUUAACUGAUCGGCGGUUCACUUGCAGGCUAUGCGGCGAGAAAGGCCACAACAAAAGAACGUGUGGUAAGUUAAGGAUAAGCCAUAGUGAUGGGAGAGUUAUAAAACAUCAUCGAUGUAAAAUAUGUCAACAAUAUGGCCAUAACAGAAGGACAUGUCCACAAGUUGUUUCGAAUAAAAGAUUAGACACGGCUUCUCGACGAGUAUAUAUCUGUCGAUUGUGCCAGAAAGAAGGACACAAUGUUAGGACAUGUCCUAGAAGAAUAGUUGAUACUGAAGAUUCUCAAGAGUAA